AUGAAUGAGGUGUAGACGGUGUAGAGUAUUGUAGAGAGUGCAAUUGAAAGUGACAGGUGACGGGUGACGGGAGGUAUUUAACAAGCCAAGGAUGGUGGCUGUUUUGAAUGAUUCCGACAGCGAGGACGAGCUGCCGCCUGGUUGGGAGGAGAGGACGACAUUGGAUGGAAACGUCUAUUAUGUAAAUCACUAUACCAAAGGCACGCAAUGGACGCAUCCUAGAACUGGUCGUAAAAAGAUCGUCAACGGAGAUUUGCCAACUGGAUGGGAGAGAUGUAUAUCAGAUGACGGUAAAGUUCUAUACAUUGAUCACGCAAAUCGUACAACAACCUACACCGAUCCACGAUUAGCAUUCGCUACCGAGUACAGAGAGAUGUCUCAAGUAUUGCGACAAAGAUUUGAUGCAAGUAGCACUGCCCUGGCGGUGUUACAUGGCCGAGAUCUGCGCAACAAAGUUGCCCUCGUUACAGGAGCUAAUGCAGGCAUCGGAUAUGAAACAGCCAGAUCAUUAGCUUUACACGGCUGCGAUGUAAUAUUAGCUUGUAGAGAUGUGGAAAAGGCUAAUGAAGCUAUAAGGCGUAUUCAACAAGAGAAGGAUACUGCAAGUUGUGUAGCUUUAAAAAUGGACUUGUCGUCACUGAGCAGCGUACGUGAAGCUGUCGAGGAGUUCAAGCUAAAAUUCAAGUCUCUGCACAUUCUUAUAUUAAAUGCCGGCGUGUUUGGAAUACCUUAUCAACUUACAGAGGACGGUUACGAGACGACGUUUCAAGUCAAUCACCUGGCGCAGUUUUAUUUGACGCUUCUGUUGAAACAGACUAUACAGGACACCAACAAUCCUAGGAUCGUAGUGGUUUCCAGCGAAUCGCACAGAUUUUCAUUGAUACGAACUGUAGAAGACCUUCAUCAGUUAACUUUGUCUCCACCGGCAUAUAAAUAUUGGGCGAUGAACGCAUACAACGUAUCGAAGCUCUGUAAUAUUCUAUUUGCGCAAGAACUGGCGCGGCAAUGGCCCUCCGUAAGCGUAUUUGCUUGCCAUCCCGGUAACAUGGUGUCUACAUCCCUAUCGCGUCAUUGGUGGAUAUACCGAUUGUUGUUCGCUUUAGUACGGCCGUUCACGAAAUCAUUGCAACAAGGAGCGAGCACGACAGUAUUCUGCGCUACUGCACCCGAGUUGGAGGGUGUAACAGGUAGCUACUUCAACAACUGUUGUCGUUGUCAACCAACGAAUGCUGCGCUGGAUCCUGCAUUAGCUGCGCGAUUGUGGACUCUCAGUCAGGAUAUGAUAGCAGAUGCUUUAAAAAGAGAUAGGGAUAAUUGCGGAGACUAAAGCAUUAGCUUUAUAGAUCAAAUCUAAAGAAAUACUAAUAUUUUUAUAUUAUUAUAUUAUAAUAUAAAACCCGAGUGUCUCUGUCUGUCUGUCUGUCCGCGAACUAUUUAUUCGUUAAUGGAUCGAAUUUCAACGCAUUGUAUAUGAAGUAUACUUUGUCUAAAAUGUAUAAUUUUUCGUUGCCGAUCUUUUUGAAAACCGGUUCCGACAUUU
Temnothorax curvispinosus is the source of this 1540-nucleotide messenger RNA. It is a transcript of the gene Wwox, whose product is annotated as WW domain-containing oxidoreductase. The record is from RefSeq and is a predicted model, not a curated record. Bases 92 to 1327 code for a protein of 411 amino acids. The transcript has 7 exons. Gene Ontology annotation, molecular function: protein binding. Lineage: Eukaryota; Metazoa; Arthropoda; Insecta; Hymenoptera; Formicidae.